Messenger RNA from Arvicola amphibius (Eurasian water vole), 1116 nucleotides. It is a transcript of the gene Avpr2, whose product is annotated as arginine vasopressin receptor 2. Gene Ontology annotation, molecular function: vasopressin receptor activity; peptide binding. Gene Ontology annotation, cellular component: membrane. The record is from RefSeq and is a predicted model, not a curated record. Gene Ontology annotation, biological process: regulation of systemic arterial blood pressure by vasopressin; positive regulation of vasoconstriction; G protein-coupled receptor signaling pathway. The transcript has 3 exons. NCBI's taxonomy places the organism in Eukaryota, Metazoa, Chordata, Mammalia, Rodentia, Cricetidae. The coding region runs from base 1 to 1116 and encodes 371 amino acids.
AUGCUCCUUGUGUCCACCAUAUCCGCUGUGCCUGGGCCUUUUUCGUCCCUUAGCUAUCCCAGCAACAGCAGCCAGGAGGAGCUACUGGAUGACCGAAACCCAUUGCUAGUCCAGGCUGAACUGGCCCUGCUUUCUACCAUCUUUGUGGCUGUGGCUUUGAGCAAUGGCUUGGUGCUGGGAGCCCUAAUACGACGGGGCCGUCGUGGACGCUGGGCACCCAUGCACGUCUUCAUCAGUCAUUUGUGCCUAGCUGACCUGGCUGUGGCUUUGUUUCAAGUGCUGCCCCAGCUGGCUUGGGAUGCCACUGACCGCUUUCACGGCCCUGAUGCCCUGUGUCGGGCUGUCAAGUACCUGCAGAUGGUGGGCAUGUAUGCCUCCUCCUAUAUGAUCCUGGCCAUGACGCUAGACCGCCACCGCGCCAUCUGCCGCCCUAUGCUGGCAUACCGCCAUGGAGGUGGGGCUCGCUGGAACCGGCCAGUGCUGGUGGCCUGGGCCUUCUCACUCCUUCUCAGCCUGCCUCAGCUCUUCAUUUUUGCUCAACGAGAUGUGGGAAAUGGCAGUGGAGUGUUUGAUUGCUGGGCCAGAUUUGCAGAGCCCUGGGGCCUUCGUGCCUACGUCACCUGGAUUGCCUUGAUGGUGUUUGUAGCACCUGCCCUGGGUAUUGCUGCCUGCCAGGUUCUUAUCUUCCGAGAGAUUCAUGCCAGUCUGGUGCCAGGGCCAUCUGAGAGGGCAGGGAGGCGCCGCAGAGGGCACCGGACAGGCAGUCCCACCGAGGGAGCCCAUGUGUCAGCAGCCAUGGCCAAGACUGUGAGGAUGACAUUGGUGAUUAUGAUCGUCUACGUGCUGUGCUGGGCACCCUUCUUCCUUGUGCAGCUGUGGGCAGCGUGGGACCCAGAGGCUCCUCUGGAAAGACCUCCCUUUGUGCUGCUCAUGCUGCUGGCUAGCCUUAACAGCUGUACCAACCCCUGGAUCUAUGCUUCCUUCAGUAGCAGCAUCUCCUCAGAGCUGCGGAGCCUGCUUUGCUGUGCUCAAAGGCACACCACACCCAGCCUGGGGCCUCAAGAUGAGUCCUGUGCCACGGCCAGCUCUUCUCUGACCAAGGAUACACCCUCCUGA